Messenger RNA from Gaeumannomyces tritici R3-111a-1, 836 nucleotides. RefSeq lists its product as hypothetical. The transcript has 3 exons. The coding region runs from base 141 to 836 and encodes 231 amino acids. The record is from RefSeq and is a predicted model, not a curated record. NCBI's taxonomy places the organism in Eukaryota, Fungi, Ascomycota, Sordariomycetes, Magnaporthales, Magnaporthaceae.
AAUAUGUUCACAUGCCUGAUGGCGUCUCUUUGCAAAAAGCGGAAAUCUAUCGGCGCAACCUUAUCCGAUAGCGAAGGCAGAUCGAACUCCCCAUCAAGCAAGAGUCGCCGGAUCUCUCGCCCGAUGCGUUCUCGCCCCUAAUGGACCCGAGCCAGUGCCCCGAUUGCAUCGGCGACGGCCGGCUUUCGGCGGAGGAACGGAUGAUCAAGUCCCGCCGUCCGGCUAUCCGAAACGACCACUUUGAUGACCAGCACCUUUCUUAUCCUUCGCAAAAGGAGUUUGCUGCAUGGGAACACAGCAUGGGAAAGCAGCAGUGUGUGCCGGGCCGCUCCUGCCAGGCCGACGUCUGCGAGCCGGCGCGCGCCCUCGGCACGACCUGGGAGAUCGGCCACAUCACGCCGGGGGCCUACGCGCUCGACUGCUGGCGCAUCUUUUAUCGCGACCGGCUGCUAGGCCGCAUCGGGCGCGAGCGUGGCGCGACGGAAACGGCGGGCCACGACUGUUACGAAAUGCAGCCCGAGUGGAUGCGUAUGUUACCGGCGGAUAAGAAGCUGCGCGGUUACCUGAGGUGGCGAUGGAUGCGCGAGUGUUGGGACUGGGAUGCCGAGACCGGAAAUCGUGUGGUAUUGGAGGAGCCGUUAAGGCGGGCCGUGGACGAGGGACGCGUGGCGUACGACGCCGCGGGCCGGCCGCACAUCGUCGAAGGGCCCCUCCUCCUUUCCCUGUGCCGCACUCGGCAGGGACCUGGGCAUCGAGAGCGUGACGGAGGCGGACCGGUAGGCAGGGACGGCGAUCCCAAAGGUCGACGUCGCUUCGGAGGCUGGGACGAGGCGUGA